AUGAGUGAAGGGACCAAGCCCGAAACUAGUCAACUUACCAAUAAGGAGCUCAAAGAGCUUAAGAAGAAGGAGAAGGCUGCAAAGAGAGCGGCCAAAAAAGAAUCCAUUGGAAUCAAACCUGAUGCCCCACAACGCCGUGGUGGUGAUAGACCCAAAACUGCUUCUAACAUCAAGAAACAAAUUAACCAGUCCAAGACCCAAUCAGAGACCUUGAAGAUCCCUCCAUUAUUUGGUCAUUUAGAAACGAGAGAACAGAGAAUUAGCAGUACCCCACCGCAAUUGGCUAAUAUUGUACACCCCUCUAUUCUCACUCUUUGUUUAAAGUACAGUACGUUCAAGAUCGUGGGAUCUACGCAUAGGUGCCAAGCAAUGCUAGAAGCUUUCAAGGAUGUGAUUGAAUCUUACAAAACCCCAGAGGGUACUUCCUUGUCCAGACAUUUAACUGGCCACCUGUCUCAUCAAAUUGAGUACUUGAAGAGUGCUCGUCCCCUAAGUACUUCUAUGGGAAAUACUAUCCGCUGGUUGAAACAGGAAAUUAGUUUGAUUUCGAUUGACGAGACUGAUGAACAGGCCCAACUGAUUUUGACCGAAAAAAUCGAUGUUUAUAUUAAGGAAAAGAUUGAGUAUGCUAACAUCGCCAUCACAGACAGCACUAUCCAGCAUAUUGUGGAUGGAAGCACAGUCUUAACAUUUGGACACUCACAGGUUCUUUUGCAUAUAUUCAAGCAUGUUGCUACGGAGUUAAACCGCAAGUUCAAGUUGGUCAUCGUUGAUUCCAGACCUUUAUUUGAGGGAAAGAAACUUGCCACAGAAUUAAGCGGAUAUCCAAACAUAUCAUGCCAAUACAUUUUCAUAAAUUCUCUCUCAUCAAUCCUUCAAGAACCUGUUGAUGUGGUACUGCUGGGAGCGCAUGCCAUGCUUUCGAAUGGAAGACUUUAUUCCAGGGUGGGUACUGCUCUUAUUGCUAUGAGUGCUCACAAGAGAGACAUACCUGUAUUGGUUUGCUGUCAAAGUAUCAAGUUCAGUGACAAAGUGCAAUUGGAUUCUGUGACCAUGAACGAACUCUCUGAAGGUCAAGAUCUUUUAACCAUGGGAUCGAAACCAACAAAAAGAAAUGGUUUUGCAUUGGAGCAGUUUCUGAAGGAAAAAAGAACGCAAAAAGAAGAAGAAUCCAAAGGAAAAAAGAAUUCCAACAACAACAACAACAGUAAUAGUAACGGUGUCUCGUUGACAAAGCCUGAAGAUCCUUUGGCAAACUACAGAGAAAUAGACAAUGUCACCAUAUUGAAUAUCAUGUAUGAUCUGACUCCUCCAGAAUACAUUCAAAAAGUCAUCACUGAAGUAGGUUCUUUGCCCCCGUCCUCAGUUCCAGUAAUUUUAAGAGAAUACAAAGGUAACAGCAGUAACAGUUAG
This is a messenger RNA of Komagataella phaffii GS115, 1413 nucleotides long. Its product is annotated as Delta subunit of the translation initiation factor eIF2B. Lineage: Eukaryota; Fungi; Ascomycota; Pichiomycetes; Pichiales; Pichiaceae. The transcript has a single exon. The record is from RefSeq and is a predicted model, not a curated record. The coding region runs from base 1 to 1413 and encodes 470 amino acids.